Molecule: messenger RNA, 1446 nt
Organism: Manihot esculenta (cassava)
Lineage: Eukaryota; Viridiplantae; Streptophyta; Magnoliopsida; Malpighiales; Euphorbiaceae
Product: abscisic acid receptor PYL8
Exons: 3
Coding region: 319-900 (193 amino acids)
Biological process (GO): abscisic acid-activated signaling pathway
Cellular component (GO): cytoplasm; nucleus
Molecular function (GO): protein phosphatase inhibitor activity; signaling receptor activity; abscisic acid binding
Source: RefSeq, a predicted model, not a curated record
AAAUGAGGGAGAGGCUAGAGAGGUCGUUCUUCCAUGGCGGUGUGUCUCGUACGCUUCCUCUUCUUCUUUUGACAAAAGAAAAAUAGAGACAUCUACUCGAAUCCCUUUUCCCCUUUCUUCUACAAAGUUCUCCGGAGGAGAGUUAUUGUCAGCCGUCAUCCGGCCAUCGCACCAGCGAUUUCGGCGAGGGAGAGUUUCUGAGGGAGAAAGUGAAUUUUGUCUUUGUCUCGGUCUCUCUCUCUCUCUCCAUCUGAUGGUUUCGUUUGCAGCGAGAGAAAGAUAAGGACGCUUUUGGCUUGAAGAGAAAGCAAACAGAAAAUGAAUGGUCGAAGUAAUGGGACAGCAAUUGGAAAUGGAUUUGGGAGUUUAGAGAGUGAAUACAUUAGGAGACACCAUAGGCAUGAUCCUGCUGAUCAUCAGUGUAGCUCUACUCUCGUUAAGCACAUCAAAGCUCCUGUUCAUCUAGUUUGGUCUUUAGUGAGGAGAUUUGAUCAACCGCAGAAGUAUAAGCCUUUCAUUAGCAGGUGUGUUGCACAGGGGAACCUUCAGAUUGGAAGUGUUAGAGAAAUUGAUGUAAAGUCUGGGCUUCCUGCCACUACAAGUACUGAAAGAUUGGAGUUUCUCGAUGAUGAUGAGCAUAUCCUCUGCAUCAGGAUUGUUGGUGGGGAUCAUAGAUUGAGGAACUAUUCUUCAAUCAUUUCCCUCCAUCCGGAGACCAUUGAUGGAAGACCAGGGACUCUGGUGAUCGAGUCUUUUGUGGUGGAUGUACCUGAUGGGAAUACCAAGGAUGAGACAUGCUACUUUGUUGAAGCUCUGAUCAAGUGCAAUCUUAAAUCGCUAGCUGACGUGUCAGAGCGGCUUGCAGUUCUGGAUCAGACUGAGCCCAUUGAUUGUAUCUGAGAAACGUUGAAGUGGAUUGUUGAGAUGUGGUGGGAGGCUGUGGUUGCAAAGGAUGAAGCUUCCAUGGCAUGGACCACGGAGGCUCUGGAUACUGACCGGCAGUAGUACUUUCUUCCUAUCUUCCAAGACACUGUUGCACUCGUUUUCCUUGACUGUAAUGUUCUCCUUAAUUUGUUUGCUGGAUUUCCCAUCUUUAGUAGCUCAAGAACCACACCCUAUAAAGGUUUGUUCAUGCUUGUGAAUGAAAAGUAAAAUUGAUAAAAAAAAAAAAAAGGGACGAAGAAAGAAAAGAAAUAACUAGGUUGUCUUCCUUCGUGACAUCCAUCGUUUUGUCUGUUAGUAAUAUUUGUCUGAUAUAUGUGUGUGGUGGAAGGAGUUGUUUUGUAUUUUUCUCUUUUUCUAGGUGUUGGUUAAGAAGCUUGGUGAGUUGAAUAUCCGGGGUCUCGAGUAUCAUUUGUUGUAAAAGCUGUAGCUAACAGAGAGUAAUGUAUAUUUUCAGUGGCUCCCUUGUAGGAAAAAUUAUUUCAUGCGACCAUCGUACAGCCA